Messenger RNA from Onthophagus taurus, 1980 nucleotides. It is a transcript of the gene 5PtaseI, whose product is annotated as inositol polyphosphate-5-phosphatase A. Gene Ontology annotation, biological process: phosphatidylinositol dephosphorylation. Lineage: Eukaryota; Metazoa; Arthropoda; Insecta; Coleoptera; Scarabaeidae. Gene Ontology annotation, molecular function: inositol-polyphosphate 5-phosphatase activity. The record is from RefSeq and is a predicted model, not a curated record.
GGGCUCUGACAAUAAAAUUCAACAAUACCGCGACCGUCGCGGUCGUGCGUGGUGAGUGCGGUGUGUAUUGAACGUGACUUUGUAUUUUAAUUGAUCAAUACAUUGACGCACAUGGGAAGUGCGCGCGCAUCAAACCACAAAAUACUCAUUUACAAAAGACUGUACAAUUUGGAUUGACACUAAAAGAGUAAAGAGAAAAUAAAAUAAAUAUAAAAAAACGUGUAAAUAAGUAUAUAAAUAGAACUGGAAAGGAAGCGAAACGAAACGAUGGUGAAAGAUGUACUCAGGAAACGUUCGAAAUGUAACAAAUAGACCUUAAAUUAAUUGACAUUUAAGUUUAGUAGUUUCUUCAAAAAGUUUCUUUUUAACCUAGUCCAAAACAACGGUUAUUUUCCUAUUUAUUUAGAAGAUGACCACUCAAACUAUACCUAGUCUACUAGUCACCGCUAAUGUGGGUUCGAUAUUCGAAGAUCCUUCGCAAAUGCUUAGGAUUUGGACGGAUACUUUCCUAUCUACUGUCUCUUCAUUAAAUCCAAAAUUUAUUGCAUUACAUUGCCAGGAAGUUGGUGGCAAGAACUAUGAAAAUAGUAUGAAACAUGUCGAAGAGUUUGUUAGCCUUUUAAUGUCCAGCAGUGAACUUAGACUCUUUGAUAAGGUUAGAGUUUAUCUUGAUGAAGACUAUAGUUCUGCAGAAAAUUUCACUGCUUUGGGAAAUUUUUAUUUUAUCCACGAAUCAAUAGAAGAUGUUCAAAUUUAUAAUUUUAAAGAUUUCGAAUUUGUACCAGCGACGGGAAAAGAAAUUCAUUCGGGAAAUAUCGAGGCAGUCGUUACUAAAGAGAAAGCAAAGUUUCCUCAGGAAUUAUUUCCGGAAUGUAAAUGGUCACGGAAAGGUUUUAUGCGAACGCGAUGGUCAAUUCAAGGUACAAUCUUCGAUUUGGUUAACAUCCAUCUCUUUCACGACGCUUCAAAUUUCGUCGCUAUGGAAUCGUUUCCAUCUGUUUAUUGUAAAAAUCGACGGCGAGCUUUAGAACAUACAUUGCAAAGGUUUCAUUCUGACGCUUAUGGACGAGUUCCAUAUUUUUUGUUUGGAGAUUUUAAUUUUAGGACUGACACAGAUAGUGUUAUAAAAAAAUUGACUGAAGGACUGAACGCUACUCGAAUACAAAAUAAUAAAAAUAAUGAAUUUACAAAAUUACAAUACACCAAUGACGAGAGCCAAUUGGUUUUGACUGUUGGUAAGAAGGAGUUUAAUCAUUCUGAUCAUCAAACUGUAUUUUUAUAUCCUUCCGAAACUUGGUUAAAGAGUUUCGAUAAAGAACUAGAAGCUUUUGAAGAAUCCCUAACUGAAUUCCCAGUGACCUUUCCGCCGUCCUAUCCGUUCGAAGAAACCAUAUCAGAAGCGACCAAAUAUAUGCAAACGAGAUGCCCCGCUUGGUGCGAUCGUGUUCUUUUAAGUACAACUGCUCGCCAGUUAGUAAACGUUGAAAACGGAGUCGAAUACAAUUUGAUGGGCAAGGAUAUUUGCAUGGGAGACCAUAAGCCAGUUUAUUUACAAACAUCACUUCAAACAAAUGCAGGCCUCAACAUCGGGGAGACGAAUAAAAUAAACGUCGGGGAAUCUAAGUUGUUAAAAGUUCAAAAUAUAAUCUCUGACUCGUCUACGGUGACACGGUACAUUUAUAUUAAAAAUAUAGAUAACCCUGUCAAAGUGUUUAGAGAGACGACAGUGUGAAAAUUGCGCUUAAAAUCGUAUCCGAAAUCGUCGUCAAUGCACGUAUUUUUUUGUCCGUUUCGUGGUCAAAAAAAGUAUCGAUUUUUGAAGAAAAUCAAGAGGGAACGUAACGCCUACACGUUGUUAUACAAAAGUGCCACUGCGAUUUAUUAUUGUAGUAGGAACAAAAAGAAUCUUAUAAUUUUAGAUAAAUCUUAAUUAAGUUUAUAGGGUGAUUUAAAAAGAAAAAAUAUUUUUUAAUAAUCUUU